GGUUAUAUAUUAGUUAGCAACACCGAGAAAAGCCCCAACAUGGAACUUUUUUGUUUGGAAAAGGACGCAAUCGUGCGAGCUCAGAGAGAUCCCAACAUCUUCUGCGAUGAAAGGGUACUGCAAAGUCUUUUAACAGUGGAGGACAGAUAUGUUCCGCAGGGACCCUAUUUUAAAUGUGUCCAGAAGGAAAUUCAGCCUUUUAUGAGGCGGAUGGUCUCGACGUGGAUGCUGGAGGUUUGUGAAGAAGAGAAAUGUGAAGAGGAUGUCUUUCCCUUGGCUAUGAACUACCUGGACAGAUUUUUAGCUGCAGUCAAUACAAGAAAAUGUUAUUUGCAGCUUUUAGGGGCCGUGUGUCUCUUCCUGGCUUCAAAAUUAAAAGCAUGCCAACCGCUGUCGGCCAGGAAGCUCUGCAUAUACACAGACAACUCUAUUACAUCUCAACAACUGCUGUGGGAGUUGGUGGUUCUUAAUAAAUUGAAAUGGAACCUGGCUGCCAUCACCCCACUUGACUUUAUUGAACACAUCCUGCACAAACUGCCCUUUCCCGAAGAGAGACUGACGCUGAUCCGCAAACAUGCACAAACCUUCAUCACCCUCUGUGCAACAGAUCACAGCUUCACCAUGUACCCUCCCUCUAUGAUCGCUACAGGAUGUGUGGGGGCAGCAGUAUGUGGCCUCCAGCCUGACCAGAGCAAUCAAAAUCUGUGGGGGGACAGUCUGACAGAGCUGCUGGCUAAAAUCACCCACACUGAGGUGGAUUGUCUGAAAUCUUGUCAAGAGCAGAUCGAGCAGUUACUGACCAGCAGCCUGAAAGAAAGUCAACAACAGCAUCAACAGCUACAGGAGGGCAGAGCCAGCAACAAAGGGACGGAAUCUCAAAGUCUGUCCUGCACCCCUACAGAUGUCCGUGAUGUUAACUUAUGAUGUCGGUUCCUGUUCCCAUUCACCUCCUCAGCCUAGAAAAGAUUCACUUGUCAUUAUAUUACUGAAUGGAAAUUGAAUUUCAAAGCCUCAUUAGAUGGUUAUACACACAUAAUACAUGAACGCAAGCUUGAUAUUUUAUAACAGAGCAUAACAGCUGCUACUGCCGUCUCAUAUCCGCAGGCGGUGGCGUUUUACAUACUUGAAAUGUAAUUGAAUUGGCCUCAAACAAUGAUUUAAUAAUGCAGUAUGGUGCGUAUUACUUAACAAAGAGCACACAUCUGUUUUGGCUAUCAUAUACAACUGUAUUAUUAUUAUAAUUUUUGUGGUUAUUUCAUAAUUAUAAUAAUAAUACCUAUUAUUCUAAAAAAAUAUAUAUAUUAUGCUUUUUAUUUUAUAAAAUGUAUUUCCUUAGUAAUUCCCAGAGGCUAUUUUUUAUAUAAUAUUGGAAGCAUGUGAUCCCAGGAAAAAUGCUGUUCUGGGGUCUAUCAGUCCUUUCAGUGGGAUCUAUUUUCUUAUCAUAGAGAUAUUAAUACAAUGAUCUGAAGAAUUACUUCUCAGAUACAGGUGACUCGUAGUAUAGAGAUUAUUUACAGUGAAUGUUAUAGCAUGCCAUAAGGAUACAUGAAUAUAUGUUAAACCAUUUCUAUCCAUGCAUGGUGACCAUCACGGCUUCAUGAGGGCACAGGACAGUUCAGAUGGACACUAAGUAUGAAGUGUAGGUGGAGUAAAGGUAGGGAGAGAAGGAAGGAGUGAAAAGAGGCGAAUCGAAGAAUACAGAUUGAAAGGUUUUGCACGUGGUUGAAAUAUGAACGGUUUUAGGCAGGUGUUUUUUGGAACGCUCUAAAGUUUAUAAUGAAUAAGUGUGAAGCUGUUCGCUUUUUUGACCUGUUAAACACCAUCACUUAUGGGUCAGAGACACUCGCAAUGCUGGAGGGAUUCAAUCAUUUGGGAGUCUUAAAAUCCUUCUUAGCAAAGAUGAUACAAAUGCACUUUCAGAUAUCACCUCUCACUGGUUAUCCGUGGUAUACAAGAGGAGGGCGAAUCAUUCUAAAGGGUUUUUAUUUUAUUUGCAUUAUUUUUCUUAAAUUAUUUUGUUUUGGGGCUGGUUUCCCAUAUUAGCUGUGCCUUGCGGGUUAUAGUUUUAAAUUUAGACCAAUACAUUUAGACCAAAAACUGAUCUAACAGUCAUCUACCAAUUGAAAUGGUGAGGCUUGACAUGCCAAGAUUGGUUGCGUUUUACUUUAGUUGUGUUGAAUUCAUGUCAGCAUAGAUAGGACAUCAUCAAAUUAUUAUCAUUAAAUCACUUUAUUUUAUUAGUUUAUUUUAUUUUCUGUUCUCAAAAUAUCAGUCAUCUACUUGAACUUUUCUCAUAUAUAGGAAAAAGAUAUUUUGAAACAUUACGCUGUUUUCCUUUCUAUGUAUUCAUUUGUUCUUGCACUUUUGAGAAUUUAUCCUCUUUAUAUUAAUGGACUUAAAAGUAACUCGGAGGUCUGAGAUGUUUACUUCAAACAUACUAUGCGUUGUGCUGACAUCAACGUGCCAUUCCAACACGUCUAUGCAAGCGAUGUUAUGAGUGUUUUUCAAACAAAGUUAAUUUUCAUUCUCAAUGUUCACCUAUUUUCACCCAUUUAGGUUUUGAGAGAGUUUGUGUACUGUAUUAUAUCCUUAAGUUCAUUUUGUGUUCUUCCUUUUCCUUUAUCUAUGUGUAAAUGUUUGAACUUGUGUUCCAGUGCUGCUAAAAGAAAAAGAAAAAUGAAAAAAGAGCUAUUGCAUACUUAAUAUCGGUUUCCAUGUUGCUGCUAUGUCAAAAUUAUUGAACGUGUUUUUAUGGUGGCUGCAUGUCUGUUUUCUGUUGGCAUUUACACUGUCAAUUACUUUCAUGCAUGAAGUGCCUUGGCAGUUAUUUGCAGAUAUUUGCAUGAACAGUCUCGCCUCAUUUGUGUUAAAUCUAACUUAACUGUUGUCUGACUUCUUUUUCUAGCUAUUAUAUUACUUUCUGUAAUGAAACGCCUUUAUUGUUUUCAAAUAAUGUUCCUGCCCAGUAACAAUACCUCACAGAACUUCAGUCAGGAUAUUUCUAGAAAAGUAGCAGGAUUGAAAAGAUAAAGCCGGUGUUAAGGUUAAGCCUACAAGGUUGUUUUUUUAUUAACUUGUUAGAUACACAUUUGCCAAACAGCUGUAAAGGUAUUUUCUUAUCAGGUGGUUGAUGUAAGACUGGAGCAACGCAUCGUUUUCAAAGAAAUUUUGUUUGAAUUUAUGUUAAAGCAGCCACCUUUUGUUGAAAGUUCCACCUCCAGAUCCAAAAAUUCCAUCAGUUUUAUUUUUGCCCUAGAGCACUUGCCUUCAAUUAUCAGACAUUCAAUUAAAUAAAUCUCAAUUUGAAAAAUAAAAAUUGUGUUCAG
This is a messenger RNA of Carassius gibelio (silver crucian carp), 3326 nucleotides long. RefSeq names its product G1/S-specific cyclin-D2. Lineage: Eukaryota; Metazoa; Chordata; Actinopteri; Cypriniformes; Cyprinidae. Bases 40 to 924 code for a protein of 294 amino acids. Gene Ontology annotation, cellular component: cyclin-dependent protein kinase holoenzyme complex; nucleus; cytoplasm. The transcript is spliced from 5 exons. Gene Ontology annotation, biological process: regulation of cyclin-dependent protein serine/threonine kinase activity; mitotic cell cycle phase transition; positive regulation of G1/S transition of mitotic cell cycle. The record is from RefSeq and is a predicted model, not a curated record. Gene Ontology annotation, molecular function: cyclin-dependent protein serine/threonine kinase regulator activity.